Bicyclus anynana (squinting bush brown) is the source of this 7690-nucleotide messenger RNA. Its product is annotated as beta-1,3-galactosyltransferase 5. The record is from RefSeq and is a predicted model, not a curated record. Gene Ontology annotation, cellular component: membrane. The transcript has 3 exons. Bases 308 to 1468 code for a protein of 386 amino acids. Lineage: Eukaryota; Metazoa; Arthropoda; Insecta; Lepidoptera; Nymphalidae. Gene Ontology annotation, molecular function: hexosyltransferase activity.
CAAUGUCAUAAAUCGCAAAAUAGUCAGCGAGAGAGGUCGAUUUGUUCGAUGGACUUGCUUCGCGUUCGUGAUUCUGUGAUCAUUAAAUGAAACGUGAUUUGCAGCUACAGCAUACAUUCCUAACCAGAGGAAUGUAGAACUAGGAAAUCAUCCCUAUUCAAUUAUCAACACCUAGUGUAUUGUUGAAUAUUACUGUCUGACUAAACUCACGUCCUGCCUGGCCCCAUGCACUGAUUGCUGCUUCCUUACGAAAUAAUGAGGCGACUUCGAGCACCGCAGUUGCCGCUGGGUCGCGUGGGGUGAGGCGAUGGGCGCCCUCGGCGCGGGCGGCGCGCUGCGGCGCUCGCACGCGGCCGCGCUCACGGCGCUCGCGGCGCUGCUGCUGCUGCUGCUGGCUCGGCACGCGCCCGCGCCGCCGCCCCGCCCGCGACCCGCACACCCCGCGCCUCCGCCAGCUUCGCCCCCGCACACGGACGCGCUGCCGCCCUCGCAGCCGCUCGUGGACACCACCAAGCUCGAAGCGUCUAAGAUUGAAUCCCCCAAGAUUGAGUCUACGGUACGCAUCAUUCCUCCCGUGGUCACACAACCCCGCAACGUCACCGCUGCACCGUCAGUGGCGCCCCCCGCCCCGCGCCGCGACCCGCGCGUCGUGCUCACGCGCGACAUGUACGUGGCCGGCCACGAGCGCCCGCACCCCGAGCUGUGCCCCGCGCUCGGGGCACAUUUACGCCUGCUGAUACUGGUCACCUCAGCGCCUUCUCACUCCACCGCGCGCGACGCUGUCCGCCUCACCUGGGGCCACUACGCGGCGAGGCGAGACGUCGCGAUGGCCUUCGUCCUCGGCUCUCCGCCAGAGUCCAUGCGAGCCGCACUCGAAGCCGAAGACUCCUUGUACGGCGAUCUAGUCGUCGGCCGCUCCCUCGACUCCUACUCCAAUCUAACCCUCAAAACGCUGUCGAUGCUCGAGUGGGCGGACACGUACUGUCCCCGCGUCGCGCGGCUCCUCAAGACCGACGAUGACAUGUUCAUCAACGUCCCGCGACUUUUACGCUUCGUGGCCGCGCACGAGAAUUCGACGCGCACAAUUUGGGGCAAAGUCGUGCGGAAAUCGCUGCCUAAACGCACGACGAAAUCCAAAUACUACGUCUCUCCGCUGCAAUUCCCGGGCAAAGUGUUUCCCGAUUUCGCAACAGGUCCAGCGUAUUUGAUGACUUCGGACGUGAUUCGGCCGCUGUUGGAGGCGGCGCCGAACGAACCCUACCUGAGAUUGGAGGAUGUUUUUAUAACGGGGGUGCUCGGGGCGCGGUUGGGGAUGAAGCGACAACACGCAGCGGAGUUUUACAAUAAGAAGGUGGCGGCGCAUCCUUGCGCUGUGCAACGCGGCAUCGCCAUACACAUGGUUCAGUACCACGAGCAAUUCGACCUGUGGCGUAAGCUGCUAGACGGUAAAACGAAAUGCGCCAGCUAGCGGCGAUCGCGGCCGUAAAAUCACUCACUGCGUGUCGAGUGAUUGAUUACGUUGAAACAGUUGAUCACUAAGUCUAGGAAAAUGUAGACUUUUAGGUAAAUUUAAAUCUUACCUAAGUAUUUAUUAAGUAAAUUGCGAUUUCAGUAUAUGGUUACUAUCAUAAAUCACGAUUUGAUCUGACUAUAGCGAAGAUAUGUUUGAUAUAUUUAAAAUAUUCGCUUCGAUUGAACAAGGCUACACGUUUAUUGCGUACGAAUGAAUAAGUAUAUUUUGUGGUUCGUCUCAAAGGUGUGAUAUUAGAAGGACAUGAACGUUUUCAUAGAAAAUACCAGUAAUAGUCACAAGAAAGGCAGCGGACAGUAGUUUUAGAUUACUCGUGCAACUCUGUGAAUCUCCAUUUGGUACAACUAAGUUACAAAUAAUAAUUAUUUUGUAUAUAACAUGUAAUAUAUGUUUUACAAUUUUUGAGCUCUCUUAAUUAAGGAUCUGCUAUUUUUUUGUAAAAAUUCAAUUUUGAUAUGAUAGAAUGAAUGAAACAAAAGUUGACUUCCUUUUUUGUACAUUUGAUUGUUAAAUGAGAAAAAAACGAUUCGUAGGUGAAGCACCUUGACUCUACUUCAAAAUUGACAUACCUACCGAGCUAAUACUACUGAAUUUUGAAUACUCCAUUGAUAGCCCUCCAAUCUAAAGUAAGUACCUAUAAAUAUAUUUUUUUCAUUUUAUAUUUAAUAAACUAAAGAUUUGAUAAACAGUAUCAAAAAAUGUGACUCAACAAAAAUCAAAAGUACACCGAAUCGUAAAGAUUUUCAAGCCUUUUACUUUUCUUAAUAUUUUUGUAAUUUUAGAGUUAUGUCAGGUCUCGUUCGUUGAAACUGAAAACCUUUUCGAACAUUGUUAGAAGUUUUUUACAAGUAUUAUUUUAGAUGAUAAGAAUUUUGGAUAGAAGCAGGCGUUACUUUGCGGAAGUUCAUCAUGAUUAUAUAAUGAUUUAUUUAUUUUGCUACAUAAAUAAAUACAAAUACAACAUAAAUUAGCAGCUUUCCAUAGUUAUGUUCAUAGACUGAUGUCCAUUCCUCUAACUAGGGAUCAGUAUAACAAGGAAUUAAAUAUAAUAUAUCGCAUGGCCAUUUCGAAUGGAUACAACCCGAAUAUUGUGAAUAGAAUAAUCAAUAAGAAACAAUUAGUGUUGAUUAGAAAAGAACUUUAUGGCAUUCCAUUAGAAAAACCUAAAAAAUUUAAAGCUAGUCUAACAUACUUUGGUCCAGUGUCGGAACGUAUUGCAAAAACACUUAGAAAGCAUGAUAUAAAUGUGGCUUUCAGAACAAAUAACUCUCUUAAAAAUAUUUGCAAUGGUAAAGAUAAACUAGAAAAGCAACAUAAAUCGGGAGUAUAUAAAUUGCAAUGUUCUGAAUGUAAUGCAACAUAUAUUGGUCAAACCGGUCGGAAUUUUGAUACACGUUACAAGGAACACAUAUCCGCUGUUCGAAAUGACCGUCCACAAAGGUCGCACUUUGCAAAGCAUCUCCUAGAUACUGGUCAUAAGCUGGCAGAUAAUCAUAUAUAUGACAUUUUACACACUUGCAAUAAAGGCCUACGACUAUGCGUUUUGGAACAAUUAGAAAUAAUAAAACAUAAUAAGUCAGGAAUUACCCUAUUAAAUGAACAAAUAGAGUUAUCGAAGUCACCAUUAAUAAAAAUGUUUGAAUGCGAUGCAAGAUAAAUCGCUUAUAUUAUGAGUAUCUUGGCAACGCCCACCUCUUGCCCCACCUACUUUUUGGUCUAUAAAAGACGAAGCAAAGGUCGAAAACGACACUUUGCAAUUGCACGUUGUAGAGUCAACAUCUCCUGAGGAUCCUCCGGUUUCGGGGUGAAACGUACGUAGAGAGUAUUUUGUCGGACCUGGGUGACGUUGUCGCAUGGGUUCGCCGAAUUUUCGCGGAUGAUAGCAAAAUAAAUAAAUCAUUAUAUAAUCAUGAUAAGAAUUUGUUUUUACGGAUUGAGACGAUAAACCCUGUGAAUUUGGUAUAGGUGGUUAAUAAAGAUGACGAAUUGAUGGGCUGUCUAGUUGGAUAUGCGGCUUUACUAGAAUUACCUGAUAUUAUUUUUGUACUUUUUAUUAUACGAAUUAUAUUUUUGUAUUACUUUCUUAAUAAAUCAAUUUGUAUUAUUUUGUAGAAAGGCCGUCUUGGGUCUGCGAAUGCAUCUUGCAAUGGUCUGUAUUAUUAUUAAUUGUAUUAUUUAAUUCCAGUUUAUACAUUUUGUGAACGUGCGUUUGUUUCUAUUGUAGUAGCAAAAGAUACUCUUAUUUGAAUAAGUUUUUAGACAUUUAAAGUAAGACUGCGUAUUAUUUAAUAAUUCUCAUUUAUUAUUUAAACAAAGCAAUGAGUCGCUUUUGGUCAAUCGUGUGACUGAUUGCAAUCGUGACUAAAAGGGUGCAAAACUGACAAAAAUCUGCAAAAGUGCAUUUUAGUGAAUCUCAACCUUGUGUUUUAAACCUUUGUAAAAAGUAGAUUUACUCCAAUCUACAGUAAAAGUAGAUUUAAUCUGAUACAUCGGUAGCGCUGUUACUAUAUUUUUUUCUAAUAAAUGUAAAUUUUGGCAGUUUUAUUCGCAGCAAAUCGUGAAAAUUGUUUCUUAACACUUUACACUACUAUACAUAAUAAUUAGAUAAGGAUGUUUUUUUUUAUUUCAUACUUUUCUGGGACUCGAUAAUGAUAAAAUCUCAAUUACCUAAGAUCUGUUGACGAGUGUUCCAGUUUUCUUUGGUGUAUAUUUCACGAACAAUGAUACAAAUGAGAUUGCCAUAACGAAUUGUACAAGAUUGCUUAUAAAACUAAUAGUAUAUAGCAAUGUAUAUCGACAAAAUGGUUUUCUUGAAGCUGACAUUUAUUUGAAUUUAAUCCAUCGUCUGAUAAUCUACUUUAGAAAGUUUCGAUGACUCCAUAAUAAUUCGCUCAAGCUCUCGUGGUGGCAGCUUUGAUAUUCUUACACGUUUAAAACUAUAAUUUAGUUUUUAUAAGUAAUUUUGUACACUAAGGAUAAUGACAUUAGUAAAUAUUAUUUAGAAGAGUUAGACUCUGUGGCGAUAGAUGUCGAGGAUCACUUGUCUGAGGCACGGACGUAUUAUAAAGUCUGGUCAGGAGGCCAAGCUUUUUACGCACUGUCGAGUAUAAUAUCAAUUUUAUUCAAUUAACAAUUGAUUGUUUUUUAAGAGAUCACUGUUAUCGACAACCCUUUCUACUUCAAUAUAAGGUACUUAUUUGGGGAAGUUAAUAUCAUGUAUUUAUGCCAAAGUGUUUCUUUGCUAUUUGCCUAUACUUAGGUAGAUAUUUUGGUCAAAUCAGAACAUCUGUCGAAUAUACAUACUUGUGUUUGCCAAAAACUGGCUGCAAAGAUGUCAUCCUAAAAGAGAUACCUACCUACUGACUUAGUUAUCCUUUUCUUUAUCUUCCUAGCCUAUAACAUAAAAGUUGUCUAUGCACUAAGAACGUUUAUUCACUAUAACACCAUCUAAAGCAUAAUUUGUCAUUGUAGAUUUUUUUACUUUUCAGUAAGUUAGCUUUUUUCGGUAUAUAACGAAAACAUCUACACCGAGGGGGGAGAUGUUUAAAUAUAUAUUUAAAUGCAAAGCAACCAAAAUCUUAGGACUUUUGUAUUUGACUUGGCCUUUCAGUUGACUUGCAUUUUCAAAACACUGCUCGUCUAAAUACCCCCUUAAUUUUUAUUGCAGUCAUGUAGUGAUGGAAAUAAAAGCUUGCUAUAUUGAAUUGUAGACUGAGCUGUAUAAAGAAAGAUAGAGUGUAUGUACCUAAUAUACUUUUAUUUUAGUUUCAAUGUACAUAUAACACAUACCUUAACAUUAAAUGUUUUGUUUAUUGAUUUCGCAUCUAUACUAAUAUUAAAAAGCUGAAGAGUUUGUUUGUUUGCUUGAUCUCUUAAAUCUCGGGAACUACUGGUCCGAUUUGAAAAAUUCUUUUAGUGUUAGAUAGCCCAUCGAGGAAGACUAUAGGCUAUAUAUUAUCCCCGUAUUCCUACGGAAACGAGAACCACGCGGGUGAAACCGCGCGGCGUCAGAUAGUCCUUCAUAUUAUCAACACCUGCUCGGCCAUGACCUGGACACGCCCUUCACACCCAUCUCUAAAGUUUCAAAGUGCGGUAAGAAGCUUAGCCUCAUACCUUCGUACAGUUGUAACGUACAGACCUACGUAUUUUAAGUCACACAUGGCAUAUGUAUGCAUCAGUUUGAAGAGAGCCUUGUGUCUAGUGUAAUUUGAGCCUCAUCAUGUCUUAGUUGCCAAAAAAAACAUAUUGUUUGAUAAAUUUAAAUAGUAUUUGUAGACAGAAUGAGGCUCACUGCCGCCUUGCACAUUGCGCGUUGAGGAAGCGGCGCACGCUUGGAUACAGAAUAGUGAAAAGUAGCUUACCAACGUAAUAUUACCUUUCUUAUCAGUACGGUAAAUGAAUGAUAUCAAAUUCUACAGAUUUAUACAAACUAACCUUUUUUCAAUAUGUUCAAAUUCAAAGUUAGCUGGCAAAAUCGAUUUUGUCAGAACGAAUUCUUUUGGUACGGUUGACAUUUCGCCAUGUUAGAUUUAAUAUGACGCGAGUAAUACGUUAUAUUACUUAGAUAAGGUGAAAUAAACAGCGUCCUAACAUUUACAAUUACGAAAAUAAGCUUGGAUAUAUUAUUCUUUAAAAUGUGUAAUUAAUUAUUUUUCAUUAAUUUAUAAACCUGACCAGAAAAAUAAACCGCCAUGUUGGAGGAAUAAAAAGGAACCUUGCAUACUAAGCACAGAUUAAAAAUAAGUACUUGUGGCGCCUAUUGUACACUUAUUACAACCUACCUCCUGUUGUAAAAAGCUGUUCCAAACAAAAACCUGGUUGAAGUACCUGUUUGCUGCAGCGCUAAAAUAUUAGUUUUACCCAUACUAUUAAAUGAUGCAGCGCUAGAUCGUUUAUAUAGUAUUGUUUUCUUGCGACUAAAACGUAAGCGUCAUGAAUUAGCAAGAAACUAUGGAGCGCUCACUAGGGACUAUCACCGCAGUUGACCGGAAUAGUGAUGGACUUAGUAGUGUGUUCUCUAGUGCUUAGUACCUACAUAUUAUAACUCAAUGGUGGCGCCCUUAUUCCAGGUUUUUUAUAUUUCUGGUUAGGCUUUGCGAACACUUUGCCAUUCAUUAUUCGAGCGGGUACGUUUUUUGCGCAUUGAGUGACAGCGUCUUUUUCAUUUGGAAGGAAACGUCGCUGACCACCGUCAUUCCUGACAGUUUAUUCAUGGAAAAUAACAAAAGCGAAAGUGACCGAUCAUCAAUGAAGGGGUUCGUAGACUAUUACUAUUAUUUUUAAGAUCGGACGCCAUUUAAAAAUAUUAUUAUUGACCAGUGAAUAUAAUGACCGUAUGUUGAGAAAUGAAUAGAUAACUGAUUUGCUUGCCGUUGCCAAUCAAUAUAUUUUGACGUGAUUUUCAAAUGACAAUACUGAACUAUUUUUGCAUCAAUAUAUUUUUUAGCUAAAUGGUUACUUAAAUAAUUUAUAACAUGAGGCUGUAACUUUGUGCCCACAUAAAGUUCAUUUUAUAUUUUUUAAUAAAAGCUUUAAAAUAUAAUAUUGAAUGAUAAAUAGCCCAACUUGUUUGACCCGUUGUUGGGAACCGAAGAAUGGCACGCGUUCUGCUACCGAAUAUCGUAUCGACGUCUCGAUUCUUCAGAGUCCACGCAUAAAUUGUUUUCUUUAUUACUAAUCAUCUAUUUUGAAAGAAAUCAAAAUGGAGUGAAUCAUCCACAUCUUUAUCGGUAUAUCUUAGAAGGUAAUCCAUAAAUAUGUUUUAUUUAUGGAUUUAUUUAUUAAUUAUUGCACCAAACAAAAAAAUAAACUAAAAAAAAAAUUCUCCCAGAAAACCUUUGAUGAGAGCAAUCGAUUAAGGUAAACGGGUUGGUUGGUGGUAGAAUAAAAUGGUGAUGCAGUGGGGAAGAUCAUUUCAUAAUAGCAAUUUUUUACUAACUUACACGGCAUGCAAACGGCAGGUACCGUUGAAUGAUAAAUAUACCACUAAGGUUGCGACGUGACCUUCCAAUGUUUAAGUAGAUAAUUUUAAUCUAUAGUAUUCCAUUGUAAGCAGAAAUUAAAUGAUGAUGUUAUAAAAUUGUACACAUUUAUAUUUUUUGUUCCUUGUCUGAAAUGUAAAAAUCUUCGUAAAAUAUACUCUUGCAUAAACUGAUACAA